GGUUGCAUGUCCUUAACUGCAAUCCAGGCUGCAACCAAGUCUCGUUCCAAUCUCAACCCCAACUUCUCCACCCUCCGGUUAUCAACACGAAACAAGCUUAUGAACAAAUCGAAGCCGCCGAUAACGUCAGCUCUCGCUCUCUCUCUCUCCCUCUCUCUCACACCCACAGAGUGAAGAUGGAGCCCUCGCUAGAUCCGGUUUCUGCCCUACUUUCCAUGUCAGCGUAAGAAAAAAAAGAAUACUGCCAACAGAAACAAGGUAUAAUCUACGAACUCAUAAAAGGACAUCUUUCUUUCUUCCACUUCCCGACAUUCCCCACCCCUCUCUCUCUCUCUCGCGCUCACAAACAUGCGCCGGAAGAACAAUAAGCCGCUUCUAUUUCUCUUGUUUACCUUCGUUCUCUUUGCCUCUUUUCUAUUCUUUCUCCCCCGCAAUAUCUUCUUCAGCAGAGAAAUUUAUCAAACGUCGACGAUCCUCGGGAACCAUAAUCUUCAUCUUUACCUCACCAUCGCUGCUACCGAAGAUGACAUCCAUCGCACCUUCCAACACCUAUCAUCGUCAUCGUCGUCAAGAUCAUCCUCAUCAUCUGUCGCCGAUCCUCAUACCGUCUCGAUCCUUUUUCCUGAUUGGGAAGUUUUCCUGAUCCUUUCACAGGAAAAUCACUCAUCUUCCGAUGCUGACGACGGCCGUUAUUAUUGCCUCUUCCAAAACAACGCCACUUCUCCGGCCAAAUCUUCUGGAAUCUUACCUUCAACUAACGCCACAAUCUUCAGGUGCGUUCUUCCCGGAAGCGUCCGCCGUAUUCGCCCCUUCUUCCAACCGAUUCUUACAAAGCGGAGGCAGUUUUGGCCUUGGACGGAGACGGAGUCGGGACCGCCCGAGUUGUUACGAUGGGGUUUCCUUGUAUACGAAUCGUUAUCGACGGAAGAUGACGUCAUCUUGUUCGCCAAGGGAGUUAACAAUCGCCAAGGCGUCAACCGGUCGCCGUCGGAGCUCCGCUGCGUCUUCGGAGACGGCGUCAUAACGGACGUCACUAGCUCCUAUCAAGAGGUGUUUCGAUGUCGCCACCCGGACGAAAACGCCCUCGCUCGGUUGUUUCAAGGCGGGAAGGAAGAAAAGAUUACAAUUUCCCUCCAACUACAGGUCCAGCGAGGAAAUGAAGAGAAGAAGGUGGUGGUGCCGUCCGUGGCGUACUACACACCCUUGCCCAGACCUGCGUCCCAAGAGGGGAAGUCGCUAUUGUGCGCGUGUACGAUGGUGUAUGACGUAGCCAAGUUCCUGAAAGAGUGGGUGCUCUACCAUUCCAAGCUCGGCGUAGACAAGUUCUUCUUGUACGACAACAUGAGCGACGAUGGAUUACUGGAGGUAGUCUCACAGCUCCGUCGUGAAUCACACAACAUCACUACCUUCUUAUGGCCAUGGCCUAAGACCCAGGAAGCUGGCUUCUCACACUGUGCUAUGCAUGCCAAGGAUUCAUGCACAUGGAUGAUGUACAUCGAUGUGGAUGAGUUCGUAUUCUCGCCAUCAUGGCUCAAUUCCUCAUACCCAUCAACUAACAUGCUCAGAUCCUUCUUGCCGAUGUCGUCAACGUCAAGAGAGUCUCUUCCGGUCGGGCAAAUUAGUAUCUGGUGCCUUGAGUUUGGGCCGUCGAAUCAGAGCUCCAACCCGGUUCAAGGAGUCACCCAGGGCUACACCUGUCGAAGAAGCGAGGAGCAGAGACACAAAUCAAUGUUGCUAUUGGACGCCGUCGAUGCUUCUCUGGUGAACGUGAUACACCAUUUCCGAUUGAAGGAAGGGUACAGAGGGAAAUCGUUGAGCAGGAAUGGAGCUGUGGUGAAUCACUACAAGUACCAAGCAUGGCCGGAAUUUAAGACUAAGUUUCGGAGGAGAGUUUCAGCUUACGUGGUGGAUUGGACAGAAGGGGUGAACCCCAAGUCCAAGGAUAGGACCCCGGGGCUGGGUGUCACGCCGGUCGAGCCAAAAGGGUGGGCCAACAAGUUCUGUGAGGUGAAUGAUACGAGGUUAAAGUGGGUCACCCAGAGAUGGUUUGGGUUCGAGUCCAGAACCGGAUUUAAGAUGGCUUGGCAGAAUCAGUGAGGAGGUCUUGCUCUUGAGGGAAGGGACCUGCCAGCACCCUCAGCUCCAUCUUUAGGACGUGAAAGCCAAUAUUAUUAAUUAGUUAGAGAGAGCAUGGGUACACAUUACAUCAGAAAAACAUAUUCUUUCCUUCUCUGGAUAAAUAAAACUUUCUGCAAACCUGAGAAAGGAACAGAUUAUUUUGCAUGUUACAUGUACGCUUCCAUUUAAAUUUAAGGCUAAAAGUUCGCAGUGCUUAGGCGCUGAGAAUA
This is a messenger RNA of Macadamia integrifolia, 2348 nucleotides long. RefSeq names its product glycosyltransferase family 92 protein RCOM_0530710-like. The transcript has a single exon. The record is from RefSeq and is a predicted model, not a curated record. The coding region runs from base 349 to 2097 and encodes 582 amino acids. NCBI's taxonomy places the organism in Eukaryota, Viridiplantae, Streptophyta, Magnoliopsida, Proteales, Proteaceae.